AUGGCGGUGCCCAACUCCUACUUCGUCCCAGGCUUCGGCAUCUCAAGAGCCGUCAUCCAAAACGAGAUCCGCUAUCAUUGUGGGCCGGAUGCCAUCGUUCGACCGUACACCUUCCAGGCACAAAUCGACGACCUGAAGAUGUCUUCCCUCGAGUACGAAGAGAAGCAGUCCCGCAUCGCAAACGAAUCGAACGUUUUCAACCUGGUCUAA
Molecule: messenger RNA, 210 nt
Organism: Pyrenophora tritici-repentis Pt-1C-BFP
Lineage: Eukaryota; Fungi; Ascomycota; Dothideomycetes; Pleosporales; Pleosporaceae
Source: RefSeq, a predicted model, not a curated record